GGGGGCCGGGGGUGGGCGAGUGCCAAGGGAGGAGGAGGAGGAGGAGGAGGCGGCAGGACGGGACGCGGGCACGGGCAGCAGCCGCCCGCGCUCCCGCAGCACCGGCAGCGCCCCGCAGGUUUGGGGGGACCCCCGGACCCCCCAGAAAAAGCGGCCAUGGGCAUCCAGGGCAUGGAGCUGUGCGCCGUGGCCGUGGUCAUCCUCCUCUUCAUCGCCGUGCUGAAGCAGUUCGGCAUCCUGGAGCCCAUCUCCGUGGAAGGUACCCCCCCCCCGGCCUCAAUUAACGCCAAUUACUCCUACGCCCACUUCUUGUUCGACGCCUUCGACGCGGACCGCAACGGGGCUCUGUGCUUCCAGGAUUUCGCCGUGGGGCUCUCGGUGCUGCUGCGGGGGACGGAGCAGCAGAAGCUGAAGUGGACGUUUGACCUCUACGACGUGAACAAGGACGGCCACAUCAGCAAGGAGGUGACACUGGGGGACACUGGGGGGCUGGCAGGGCGGGGACAGCCGGGCGGGGACCUGCCAGCGCCCUGUGUCCCGCAGGACAUGCUGGAGAUCAUGAAGUCCAUCUAUGCCAUGAUGGGCCGCUGCACCGAGCCCGCGCUGGGUGCCAGCGCGCCGGCCCAGCACGUGGAGCUCUUCUUCCAGAAGAUGGACAGGAACAGGGACGGCGUGGUGACCUUCGAGGAGUUCCUGGCCACGUGCCAGGAGGACAAGGACAUCAUGAGCUCCAUGCAGAUCUUCCACAACGUGCUCUAGACCCUGCUCCCCCCGGAGCUUUCCUACUGUUCCAGGCA
Lonchura striata (white-rumped munia) is the source of this 797-nucleotide messenger RNA. The record is from RefSeq and is a predicted model, not a curated record. NCBI's taxonomy places the organism in Eukaryota, Metazoa, Chordata, Aves, Passeriformes, Estrildidae.